CACGAACAGUCUAAAUCACCAAUUAAUGAUGACAAUCAAACCCUUCAGAGAUUUUGUGCUAAAUUGGAACAUCUAUUUCAAAUAGACAUGAGAGACAAGUAUUCUCUAUUAGGAAGGAAGAAAGAUUAUUGGGAUUAUUUUUGUGAUUGUUUGUCUAAAAAUAAAGGUUCUAAUGAUGGAAUUAAAUUUGUGAAGUCUUUAGGAGAGCAUAAAACAUCUGUUGGUAAAGGAAGAGCUUUGAUAAGGUUUUCAUUAGUACAUCAUAGAUUACCUGACAGUAUACAACAAUGCAUAGUUAAUGGUAAAGUAACAAGGUAA
Molecule: messenger RNA, 318 nt
Organism: Lottia gigantea (owl limpet)
Lineage: Eukaryota; Metazoa; Mollusca; Gastropoda; Lottiidae
Exons: 3
Biological process (GO): plus-end-directed vesicle transport along microtubule; positive regulation of autophagosome maturation
Cellular component (GO): autophagosome; lysosome; late endosome
Source: RefSeq, a predicted model, not a curated record